Molecule: messenger RNA, 3057 nt
Organism: Cydia pomonella (codling moth)
Lineage: Eukaryota; Metazoa; Arthropoda; Insecta; Lepidoptera; Tortricidae
Product: scavenger receptor class B member 1-like
Exons: 12
Coding region: 619-2271 (550 amino acids)
Cellular component (GO): membrane; cytoplasm
Molecular function (GO): scavenger receptor activity
Source: RefSeq, a predicted model, not a curated record
CUUGUAAAGCAUGCUGUGUACACUUGUUUAAGAUCUCUUGCUAGUUUAUGCCAUGAUAUGCAAUUGUAUGUUUCAUGAUAUUUUACCAUUUCUGUUAAGUGUAAAAUAAAAAAAUGUUUGCGAACAUAUGUUCUCUUUAUAUAUCUUUUUUAUUUAUAUUUGUAUAUUAUGAUAUAUAUUGUUUUGUUUUGUGUUUAUUCUGUGCUAGACUUCUUUUAUUGCAUCUGGAACACCUACUGACAUAUUUUUUUUUAAAUUCCGCUACCUAAAUAAAGGUUGUCUGGAAGAGAUCGCUUUUUAGCGAUAAGACCGUCUGUUGUUUACCUCUUCUUUAUGUGUUGUAUUAUUUGUACUGUUUCUGUAUUGAGGUUUGCAAUAAAGAGUAUUUGUAUUGUAUAUCUGUCAAUGUAUGGCGGGAAACGCAGUCUCAAAGUGUUAUUUGCCUCUCAGCAUAGGGUUGGCCGUUGGCGCCUUUUAAAAUAGAACCCGCGGCGGCCCGCGGCUAGUGAUACGCUGAUAACGCGGCGGCACCGACGCCUCUAACGCACUAGUUUGCUCGGGUGUGAUCGUGAAGUGUUUUUUGUUUGGAUUUUUGUUAGAUAGAUAUCAUAAGCAAAAAUGACGAUUCAAAAUGUUCCAAGUAAAGGGAGGAUGUCUAUAAUAAAAUUUCAGAAUUUCACCAUACAAAGAAGACAGCCUGUAAUACGAUUAGUGUAUGGUUUCCUCCUAGUCGUCAUAGCGAUCAUUAUGGUGCUCAUAGACCCCAUACAAAAGUUUACAGAAUGGAAAACUCAAAUAAAGAACGACUCGUACGUGAUGAAGAUGUGGCAGAACCCCACGUACAAGCUGUACGCGGACAUCUGGGUGUUCAACUACACCAACGUGCCGGAGUACCUGUCGGGCAAGGAGAAGACGAUCCGGGUGGAAGAGGUGGGGCCCUUCCAUUACCAAGAGCUACGGACAAACGAGAACAUCACCAUCAACGACAAGGACGGAACGCUCACCAUAAUGCCGAAGAUCGUGCUGAAGUUCCUUCCCGAAGAAUCGAUCGACGACACCAAGAAUGUCAACUUGUAUAUACCUAACAUCGCUUUAAUUGCCAUCAGCACGGUAGCAGCAGACCAUUUGCCCUACCUCGCCAACAGCGGCCUCUAUCUGUCCGCCAAGACUAUGGGCUCCAAGCUGUUCACCACCAUGAAUGUGCACGAGUUCUUCUGGGGCUUCAAGGAUCCCGUGGUCACGGUUGCGCAUAAACUGUUCCCGGGCUGGAUCGACUUUGACUCCAUUGGACUGUUGGAUCGGUUCUACGCCGAAACCCCAACGAAAGUGGUGCUCGAAAUGAGAGAUGAGGCCACUCGUUACUCCAUCAACUCUUGGGGCGGCUCAGGAGGCAUCCCCCAGCAGGGUUACACGGAUUUAAAUAGCAGUACUUCGUGCAACCGUAUAAAGGGGUCGUACGAGGGUCUGAUGAUCUCGCCGCACAUGACGAGAGACAAAGUCAUUCCCCUGUACAGACGGCAGGCCUGCCGGAUCUUCCCUCUCACAUACGUCAAGGAUAUGAACGGAUACAGCGGGCUCGAUUAUUACAGAUACGAGGUUGCUAAGGAUGCUUUCAGUCGAAGCUCGUCCUUUGCAUGCAACUGCACUUCGAACUGCUUGCCUGACGGAUUCGUCGAUAUCAGCGGCUGCUACUAUGGUUUCCCGAUAUCGCUAUCCAAGCCCCAUUUCAUGGACGUAGACCCGGUGCAAGCCAGCUACUACACAGGCAUGAACCCAGAUCCUGAAAAACACACCACCAAAAUUGAUGUCGAACCUAUCCUGGGCGUCCCCCUAUCUUUUUACUCAAAGAUUCAAGUGAACAUGGCGGUCCGCACUUCGCCUGGGAACCCUCUGACCAGCCCGCUCAAAGAUAAGGUCCUGCCCCUGGUGUGGCUGCAAUUGUACUGCAAGGAACCCCCAGCAGAUGUCAUCCAGCUACUCCGCCUGCGUCUGAUCAUCGCGCCACCUCUGGUCAUCACCAUCGAAGUCCUCCUCUUCCUCGUUGGCUUCUUCCUCGGCGUCCAAGGCGCCUACCGCCUCAUAAGGCCCAAGUACAAGAUCAAGGAAGUACGACAGGACUCUAAGGUCAUCAGGAGAAGAAGCAGUAUCAGGAGGACUAGUCUUAUAAUCAAUAUUGCUGAGAACAAAUGCUUCAGGGAGGACGAUGAGAGGGAGGCUGUCUCGCUCCUUGGGGAUCCUCGGGAGCUGCAGGAGUUUAUAAGUCGUUCGUGAAGAUUUGGAAGGUCUAUGAGGGUGUAGAAAAAGUGGGACUGGUAUACAUUCAUAGUAUUCAAGUGAGUUUUGAACAUCUAUAUGAGUUCCAUUCUUGGGCGUAAGAAGUUUUUUGAGUAUAGUCCUCACGCUAGGCCAAAUCUUUUUGUAGAUAUAUGCCGGUUGAGAAGUUUUCAUUCACUGCAACUGGUCCUUCACUAUUAGGGAUCCCCCUUUCCAGUUUAGAAUGCUCACGUCAGCGCUUUUACGUAAAUUCGAGAACGUUAGGUAAUUUUUGAGUAUACCUAAUCAAUUUCUUAGGUACUUGAGUGCUAUAUCAUCGUCACGGAUAUGUGCUAAAUGCGGAAAAAUUCCAAAUUUAGUUGGGAAUUUCCCAAAAAACAAAGGAAACUUUCAUUUUGGAAAUGAAAAAUUCGAAUUCCUUUAUAAAUUUAAGGCAUUUAUCAAAUUAUUCCAAGGAUAUUUUGUAAUUUCGGAAACUUCCCGACAGCACAUCGGUAAUUAGCCUUGAGUGCCGUAAAUAUUGGCCUAAAUUAACAUUCCCUUAGUUAUAUAAUAAACACCACCUAUUGAGUCUGUUGUAAGUCAUAUUAAGCAUGUCACUGGUUGAAUUGCAAACGUAAUGAUAGUUUCAUUCUAGAUUUCUGAACUAGUGUCUCAGUAUGCGUGCUAUGCCAAGAGAUCUGUAAAAAAUAAUCGAGAUAUAUCAAAAGAAGUCGUUUCGUGAAUGUUUUUUGCUCGUGAAUGUUUUUACAGUGUAAUAUUGAUAGCUUAUCAUGUAGUGAA